GAGACGCACUUUUACUUCAUCGCAAACAAGUAGCCAGCUAGCUAACAAGCUGCAUUGUUUUCAAGAAUGGCAACCUCUAAGAAGGGGAAGAAAGUUGUAAAUCAAGAAGAACUCCGGCGUUUGAUGAGAGAAAAACAAAGGCAAACAACAGACAAGAAGCGCGUCGAGUCUCCUUUUGCUAAAUACAACGGUCUCGGACACCUCAGUUGCGUCCUGUGCAAUGUGCAGGUGAAGUCCGAACUAUUAUGGCCAACUCAUGUUCUCGGAAAACAGCACAAAGAGAAAGUUGCCGAGCUGAAGGAAGCAAAGAGUCAAACAGUAACACAACAGAGUCAGCUAGUGAAAAGGAAAGCACCGGACAACGAGGACGUCAACGGAAAGAAGGCGAAACCCUCAUCCAGUGCAGGCCAGUCUGCGCCAGGGUUGUCAGGAGAUGUCUUUAAGAAACCCAGCGAAAAGGAUGCUGUUCCUACUCAAAAGUCUGCUGGCCUGAGUCUGUUGGCUGGGGUCUAUGACGAGGACGAUGAUGAAGACGAUGCCGAAGAGGGAGAUUCCACAAACCCCCCUCCUCAAAAGGCUGAAGUUGCAGGAUUACCGACUGAUUUCUUUGACAGCAACCUCCCAUCCACACCCGCCAUCUCCCAUUCAGGAUCCAUCCUCAAAGCAGAUGUGCAGGAGAAAAGCACAGAAAAGAAAGAUAACAUGGCCGAGGCACUGCCGGAGGGCUUCUUCGACGAUCCUGUAAGGGAUGCCAAAGUGCGCAACGUCGACGCACCCAAAGAUCAAAUGGACAAGGAGUGGGAAGAGUUUCAAAAGGAGAUCCGACAAGUGAACACAAAAUCAGAGGCUAUCGUGGCGGAGGACGACGAGGAGGGCCGACUUGAGCGUCAGAUUGACGAAAUUGAUGAGCAAAUUGAGUGUUACAAGAGGGUGGAAGUACUGAGAGACAAGCAGGAUGUGGUGAAGAGCAAGCUUCUUCCCAGAAAAGACGAACAUAUGGAGACAGAUGCCAGCAACGACGAGGAAGAAGAGGAUGAAGAGGAGCUGCUGGGGCUUUUGUCCCGGGACUGGAGGGCUAAGGGGGCUCUUGCCUAGUUUUCUCCAGAGCUGUGAGAAAGACACCAUGUGUGACAGACCUCAGUUUUGUCCAGAAUGCUGAUAAAACUGGUUUGGAGAGGGAUUUUUUUUUUUUUUUUUUGUCUGUCACCAAUUCAACAAUUGUAAAUAUAUUUGUGGAUGUUCACCAUGUAUUUUUGUAUGCUUCAGAUGGAUUUAAUGUGAUGCAGUGAUGCGCAACAUUCUUGUACAACUCUGUUUAGUGCCACUGGAAGACACACUUUCUCAGUUCAUGACUUAAACACCAGAUGGACCAAAAAUCAAACGUUUUAAUUGUGUGUUUAUUCAUUGGUGCUCACACAAAAACACAUUCAUAAAAUCCCCCAUGUACAGUAGCAGCAUGGAUCCAAAAACCUAUUUCAUGAUGGCCAAAGCUGUUACAAUUUGAGCUCAACUAACCAUUGUCCUGCAAAAACAAGUAGUCGACUAUGUUAGGUUUAUAAAUAAUUGGUUCAUGUUACAUUAUAAGCAACAUGCAAAGCACAAGAGAAUUAUUUUAAAAAAUGUACAAUGUUAAGAUUAAGACCGUAAAGUAAAUCUUACCAGCUCGACCCCCCCCCACAAGAUAAUCUGAGAAUACAUUUAAACCAUUUGUACAGAAUACAACAAUGUUUGAGUAUGACAAAUCUGUUAUGUAAAUACACCAUUAUUAGGCCCAUAAAAAUGGAAUAAAAUGAAUCAAGUAGAGAGUGAUCAGUGCUUCUUAUACUACCUGUUACACAUUGUGAGCUAGGUGUGCCCUCUGUCUACUGCAACUUUAAACAAGCAAUAUCUAUGUCAUUUUGUUAUUGCUACAUAUGUCUCAUGAAUUACCACUUCAAAAUUCUCUCUGAAUGAUUCAAAGUGUUCAUAGCCCUUCGAAACUUGUAGAACUU
Messenger RNA from Chelmon rostratus (copperband butterflyfish), 1991 nucleotides. RefSeq names its product zinc finger protein 830 (gene znf830). The transcript has a single exon. The record is from RefSeq and is a predicted model, not a curated record. Gene Ontology annotation, biological process: mitotic DNA replication checkpoint signaling; mitotic DNA damage checkpoint signaling; nuclear DNA replication. Gene Ontology annotation, cellular component: nucleus; spliceosomal complex. Gene Ontology annotation, molecular function: zinc ion binding; nucleic acid binding. NCBI's taxonomy places the organism in Eukaryota, Metazoa, Chordata, Actinopteri, Chaetodontiformes, Chaetodontidae. Bases 67 to 1095 code for a protein of 342 amino acids.